GUACUGUUAUAACCCUUAUUACAAGGCAGUAAGGUCUAAAUCAACUUACACUAUCAAACAACGUAUUUUUCCACGAAUAACAUUGCAUCUUUAUGCUGAGCAUUCAUUUUUACAGAAUACAGUAGAAUUAUAUUUUUCCAUUAUUCAGUUAGAUUCUGGACGCUCUCACGUCACUGUCGCGUAACACAUACUUACUAUUAAUCUCUGAACUAUUAAAAGGGACAUUGUUGGAAAUCAUACCUAAAAACUUUUGUGUGUGUGGUUUAUUAAAGUGGUUCUACAGAAAAUUGUCUUUUGUUUCUUUUAAAAAAAGGACAGACGGGGUCGGCCUGGUAACAAAUUGGUGUCAGAAGUGGGAUUGCCAGCUACGAAGUCUUACGACGCUAAGUCGAACAGACACUGGCAUCCUAAACCUACAGCCUCCCCGUUAGAUUGAUCGACAGUAAGUCUUGACCCGACGUCAAGCCUGCGUCACUGUUUGGACGACGGUCAGCCUCAGUUCUUCAGCCUGAGCCCGCUCCAGCCACAUCGACACUUGGACGACAGACAGCCUCCACUGUGUAGUGAGAGACUGCUCCAGCCUGCACCGAAGACAAGCAGCUCCAGGUCUAACUCAGCAACCAUCAACCUCGAGAAAUUCUACAGUCAAUCAACCGAGUGACUGCCAAACCUUAUUACGUCAAAGCACCGCGUGACUCCAGACUCCGGGUUCCUACUACGCAGCUGAUCAUGCAGGUGCCAACGGCAGUUAUCGUGUUACUAAUAAUAUGCUGCCACGGCAUUUCAUGCCUCGGCCGCACCGAAUCAAGCAUCGUCCCGAUCUAUCAUAGCCCCGGGAUUUACUUUGAACCUACAACCAAUAUUAACUUCUAUACUGAUCAUUGGAAAGUGAUCACGCAUGUAGAUUUAGUUUCAUUAGAACCUUAUCUUAACAAAAUCGAAUUUCUGUUACAAGAUACUCUGAAAUUGUGCGACAAAAUUGUACCAAAGGAGGAAAGCACAUGUAAGGAUAUGUCUAUCCCUAUUGAAGUUUUAAUACAGUCCAAUUCUAUUAAAUUGCAAUCAUUAUCCCACAUUAUUUCAAAUCAAUCAACAAAUAAAGUUAAGCGAUCUUUAGAAUUUGGAGGCGAAAUCUUAAAGUUCUUUUUCGGCACAUUAGAUGCCGAUGACGCCCGAAAAUAUGACGCUGCAAUAGAGUCAAGCAAAAAGAGUGAAACAGAACUAUUUCAUUUAAUGAGGGAUAAUAUUCACAUUGUCAAGUCCACUAUAAAUAAUUUUAACACUACUAUUUACAAACUUAAUCAAAACGAGAUGAAAUUAAAUGCCCAAAUUAAUAAGAUGAAUGAAAUAUUUUCGCAAAUUACGAAGACGGAUAACUUAUUACUAUACACUUCAAAGUUAAACAACCUUCUUAAUAUUAUCGAAGGUUCUUUACUUUCCAUCUCCAAUUUACUAGAUACUACUCUUAACUCUAUUUUAUUUUCUAAGGUUAAUAUACUACACCCUAGUGUUAUAAGUCCUUUAAAUCUUUAUUUAGAAUUAACUAAGCAUAGUAGUCAAAUAAGCAAAAGGUUAGAUUUCCCAGUUCCCUUAGCGAUUCAAAAUAUUCAUUCUAUAAUUGAUGUUUCGGAAUUUAGUUCUUAUUACUAUAAUAACAAGGUUAUUUUUAUAUUACAAAUCCCUUUAAUAACUCCUGAUAAGUUCAUGGCCUAUAAAAAUAUACCAUUACCUACACCUCAUGACGACUCACAUAAUACUUUUGCUUUGAUUCAACCUUCUUAUUCUUAUAUUGCAUUAAGCGAUGACAGAAUGCAUUAUGCUAUGUUGGACACUCUUGAUAAAUGUAAAAUAAUAAAUAGCAAUCUUUCUAUUUGUGAAUUGAAUAAUAUAUACUCAUGUAUAAGUAACCCUAAUUGUGAAUCUAGAAUCUUAACUGAAAUAACAUUGUCAUUACCUACAGAAUGUAAUGCUAAAUUAUUGUAUGGUCAGAUUGAUAUUUGGCAAAAAUUAAAAAAUAACAAAUGGAUAUAUGUUCAAUCAAAAACAAAUAAAUUGACAAUUAAAUGUGAUGAAAACAUUGAUGAUCACUCAAUUACCGGUACAGGAAUUGUAAAACUAUCACCUAAUUGUAUCGGGUAUUCGAAAACUGUGCAAUUAAUACCUACUAGUUCUUACUCUUUAUUUACUAAGUCUCCUUUAGAUAUAAGAUUUGAUAUUACAGCAGAUGACUGUUGUAAGAAAGACAUAUUUAAUAAAAGUUUACCGCACUUGUCGCCGAUCUCUUUGAGUAAAAUCAACUUAGAUUCUCUAAAAUAUGCAACGCAUCAGAUGGACAGCUUAGAGCAAGAAUUAAAUAACUUGGAAAAGGAAUCUCAUUUUAUUAAAUAUGGUCCUUACUACUCUACUUUUACUUAUAUUUUAGUUAUAUGUUUAUUUUUAUACCUAGCUUAUAAAUUAUACAAAUAUUUUAAGAAUAAACAUUGUUCCAGUGCUGGAUGCUGUGUGCAAAUUUUUAAUCAAUGCUAUAAUCAUAAAUCUAAACGUAAAUCUAAUAUUUCAAAGAAUGUUGAGAUGACGGAAGUACCUUCAACCUCUGAAGAAGACAAUAAGUCUGUUCAGUCUUUGCCUGUUCAAUACCCAAAUUAUAGAUCUACUUGUAAAGUGAAUAAAGUUAAAUUUCCGUCAGAUAGAAACCUUAAUUUUUAAUAUAAUCUUAACUAUUAUUUUACUAUUUGUUAACUUUCAUUUAGAAUUAUUACUUGUUUAUAAUUAAGUGUAAAAUGUCUCUUUUAAUGGUCACAUCUUCGAUAUUAUGAACUUCGCUUCAUCUUGAUGAGAUAAAGCUUCGUUUAAGAGGGGGAGCUGUUAUAACCCUUAUUACAAGGCAGUAAGGUCUAAAUCAACUUACACUAUCAAACAACGUAUUUUUCCACGAAUAACAUUGCAUCUUUAUGCUGAGCAUUCAUUUUUACAGAAUACAGUAGAAUUAUAUUUUUCCAUUAUUCAGUUAGAUUCUGGACGCUCUCACGUCACUGUCGCGUAACACAUACUUACUAUUAAUCUCUGAACUAUUAAAAGGGACAUUGUUGGAAAUCAUACCUAAAAACUUUUGUGUGUGUGGUUUAUUAAAGUGGUUCUACAGAAAA
Molecule: messenger RNA, 3146 nt
Organism: Spodoptera frugiperda (fall armyworm)
Lineage: Eukaryota; Metazoa; Arthropoda; Insecta; Lepidoptera; Noctuidae
Exons: 2
Coding region: 730-2706 (658 amino acids)
Source: RefSeq, a predicted model, not a curated record